Messenger RNA from Pararge aegeria (speckled wood butterfly), 1221 nucleotides. RefSeq names its product piggyBac transposable element-derived protein 1-like. The record is from RefSeq and is a predicted model, not a curated record. The coding region runs from base 1 to 1221 and encodes 406 amino acids. The transcript has a single exon. NCBI's taxonomy places the organism in Eukaryota, Metazoa, Arthropoda, Insecta, Lepidoptera, Nymphalidae.
AUGGUGGCCGAUUAUACGAAUAGCUUUGCUAUCAAAAAAGUCACAGUAUCGGACGCAGCAUCUAAAGCUGCGCGGAUUCGCCAAUGGAAACCUACAUCCGCAGCAGAGAUAAAACGAUUUUUCGGAUUGAUUAUUUUCUUGGGUAUCGUAAAAUUACCCAAAAUAUCCUACUACUGGUCAAAAGAUGCUGUACUUGGACAGAAUUUUCCUCGAACAAUAAUGAGUCGAAACCGAUUUGAGUUGCUGUUGCAAAUGCUGCACUUUUCUCAACAAGAUGAAGACAAUAAAUCUAAUAAAUUACACAAGAUUCAGAAAUUGCUCGAAGUUAUGAACAGGAACUUCCAAAAAAACUACACCCCUUCCGAAGAGAUCUGCAUAGAUGAAAGCGUGGUGCCUUCUCGCGGACGAAUAAUUUUUCGACAAUACAAUAAACAAAAAAGGCAUAAAUAUGGUAUAAAGGAGUUUAAGUUAUGUACCAUUCCUGGAUAUACAUAUAAAAUAAAUGUAUACGCAGGAAAGAAUAACGAUGAAGUCAAUACUACACCGUUUAAAGUCGUUAUGUCUUUAUGCAGCGAUCUUCUAUACAAGGGACAUACGCUAGUGACCGACAACUGGUACACGAGUAUAGAUCUUGCCAAAAAUCUUCUGGAUGCAGAGACUCAUCUCGUAGGCACGAUUCGGAAGAACCGGAAGCAUCUGCCAAAGGAUGUAAAUGCUAAACUGAAGCGAGGACAAUUCGUGGCGAAGGAAAGCGAUGAGGGCAUAACUGUAAUGAAGUGGAAGGAUAAAAGAGAUGUCCUUUUGCUGUCCACAAAACACUCAGUGCGAUUUCAAAAUGUCCGAAAACUUAUCAAAGUUAUUUCUAAACCGAAAAUAGUCAUUGAUUAUAACGGUGCUAAAGGAGCUGUAGAUAUGUCCGAUCAGAUGGCUGCUUACUCAACUCCACUGAGGAAAUCGAUAAAAUGGUACAAGAAAGAUGCAAUCAACCUUCUCCUGAACACAGCAGUGGUCAAUGCACUGGUCUUGUAUCAAAGCGUUACUGACAAGAAAAUACAAAUGGCAGACUUCCGGCUGGAAUUACUGAAGUCGUUUUGUAGCCAACAAGAUGUUCCAGUUGAAAGACCUAGAAGAAUGAUACACAAACUGCAACAAAAAGAAGGGCAAGCCAGAACUAGCAGGCGGGCAUGUGUGAAUUGUUACAAAAUUAACGCAGCUACUUAA